AUGAUUGGAAAACAGCAACAGUACACUGUUAAUGCUGAACGUGAUGCUGUGGAGCAGUCAUUAAGAAAUCCAAACUGUUCAAAUGAAGGAACACAUUGUGGUUGCAUGUUGCACCAUGUGAUAAUCCAGCCACAGCAGGCUACAGAACACUCAUGGUCACUCUGGAAAACAUUUCUAAUGUGUGUUUUGGCCUGUUUAGUUGCCAUGGCCAUUACUGUUCUGGUCUUUUAUUUUGGCCCCUUUGGCAAGGCAACUACCAAUACCACUAUCAUCGUUCACACAGACGGGAGGUCCAGUGAGGACCACUUCAUUCCUCCUUCGACCCCAUCUUUUUCUUCAUCAUUUCCACCUGAAUCUCAGAGCACUCUGCCUCCUACUCCUGUGGCUACCCUAAGCUCAUCUACCAAUAUACCCACAUCUGCUAUGACAACAACAAGAAUCACAACUAUGGAACAUGAAGCUGAAAUCGAGUAUGAUGGACAAUUUUGA
Molecule: messenger RNA, 489 nt
Organism: Jaculus jaculus (lesser Egyptian jerboa)
Lineage: Eukaryota; Metazoa; Chordata; Mammalia; Rodentia; Dipodidae
Gene: Dynap
Product: dynactin associated protein
Exons: 3
Coding region: 1-489 (162 amino acids)
Biological process (GO): activation of protein kinase B activity
Cellular component (GO): plasma membrane; Golgi apparatus
Source: RefSeq, a predicted model, not a curated record